GCGCGGGGUGCGGAGCAGGGAUGGACGCCCCCAGCCCCGCUGCAGGUGGAGGUUGGGGUCGCCCCCCAGCCCGGGGGAGACCGGGAGGGAUCCGGGGGGGGGCGGGGGCCGGGGCCGCUCGCUUCCUCCGCUGCUGCGAUCGCGCCCAGGAAGCGGCUGCGGGCCGGGGAAGGGGAAGGGGGAGGAGGCGGUGGUCCCAGCGGAGCCCCCCCCCAGCCCUGACCGCCCUUGCCCCGGGGUUGGGGGGGGUCCCUGCUCCAGGGGCGGGGGGGCAGGUCUUUGUCCCGGGUGUGUCCCUGCCCCGAAGUGGCAAUGGGGGUCCCGGUCCCGGUGGCCCAGCUGCAGGAAUAGGGCUUUCAGGGCUCUUGUCUUGGUGGGCAGUGGGAAUUCCUGGAGGGUGGGGGGGCACGGCCAAGCUCUGCCAUCUGAAAGUCCGCCCUGCCCUUCUCCAGGCAAGGGGGGCUCCUGCCAGCCGGGACAGUGGUGCCCCCCAUGAUACAGGACAGGGAAAGCAAGACCCCAUCCAGCCUGUCACUGCAGCCCAAGGGCACUGGGGAGGGGGGCAGGUGUGUGCCCCAGACCCGAGCCAGCCCAGGGCCCCACACCCAGCCUGCAGCCCCCCACACUGCAAACACCCCCGCGCCCCUGCCAGAUAUCGGGGUGGGAACCGUCCUCUCCAAGUGCCCCCGUCUUCCCCAGCCCAGCUUGGCCAAGGAUUGCCCCGGGGAAGCUCCCUCCUUUCCCCAGCGGCGCAGGGGAUGCACAGGGUAGAUGAACUUUUUACCCGAAAAAUUUCAUACGCGGCCCCAGGCUGAGUCCAGCGCUGAUGGUGCCAGCCCUGAGACCUCCCCCCGCCUUGCUGAGCCGGCUCCCAAGCAGUCCCGUGUGCUGCCACCUUCCCGAAACUGAUUUUAUUCCCUCCCCUUUAUCGUCUCUGCUCUGACUCCUUUCCACAGCUGACACUGGAGGGAGAUUUUUGUGUUAGAGGGAGGAAAUCAGUUGCCAGCUUGAUCUGGAGCGAGGUGGUGGCAGAACUGGGUGGUGUUCCCAGCCUGGGCUGGGCAGGGGUGUCCUGGGGGAGGAUUUUGACGAGCAAAGCGUGAACUGGCAGGAGUUCCAGCCCCCAGUUCUGGCUGUGCUGGCCCACAGGGCAUUUGCUGUGCCAUCCCUGCGGAGGGUGGCCAUGGGGCUCACGGCAUUCACCCUGCCCAGGGACAGCUGGGCUGUGGGGGUUUGCUUUACAGGCUCCAGCAUCCCGGCAGGGUGGGCUUGCGGGGAUGGACCUUCUUGCUGGAGUCCUGUUCACUGCCAUUUUUAGGCAAUGGGUAGAUGCAGUCAGCGUCAGGUUAAUUAUUUCCGGGCAGUAAAGGACUGCUGCUGGCAAGGAGGGAGGAGAUCCCAGCAUCAGGGUGUCGGGUAAGGCUGUGCUUUCCAAGACCAGCAUUGGUCCUGGCUGCUGCCUGCCCAGGUCCGGCGGUGCCAGGGUGGCUGGGGAGCCUGGGCUAAGCCUGUUUGCUUAGCAGGAGGGGAAAAGGCACCAUAUUUGCUUUGGUGUCUGCAGCAGGCAGGGCCCUGGGCACUGACAGGGCGAAAGUCCCGGACACGGCGGGGUUUGCCCAAGCCAUGCAUCAGCCCUUGGGCUGGACACACCCAGGCCGGGGGCAAAAUGUGGGCGGAGGUGGCUCCACAUGUCCCGGAGCCGCGGCUGGUUCCCCAGGAGCCUCCUGGGCUGGGAGUCGGCCAGGAGCCAUCUCUUCUUGCCGAGGUACCUGCUUUCCCACCAGCUCUCCUGUUCUGCUCUCCCCCUCUCCUGUGGCUGGGGGCUGCUCCGCUGCCCUGCGGCAUCGCUUGGCUGUGCCCUCGGGGGUCUCAUCCCACCCCCAGCCCUCAUGGGGCUCCCCAGACCCUCCAGGACCAGCCCCAGGGAAAGAAACAGAGGGACUCAAGGAAUUGGGGGGGGGGAGGCUCAGCACCACCCAGGGAUGCUGCCCCCCUCCCUGUCCUGCUGACACCUCUCCCUGCGCCCAUCUUGCAGGUGAUGUUACUUGGAGACUCGGGCGUGGGGAAAACCUGCUUCCUGCUCCAGUUCAAAGACGGGGCCUUUCUCUCCGGGACGUUCAUAGCCACCGUGGGCAUAGAUUUCCGGAACAAAGUGGUGGCCGUGGACGGUGUGAAGGUGAAGUUGCAGAUCUGGGACACGGCAGGACAGGAGCGUUUCCGCAGCGUCACCCACGCCUACUACAGGGAUGCCCAAGCCCUGCUCCUGCUCUAUGAUAUCACCAGCAAGAUGUCCUUCGACAACAUCCGUGCCUGGCUGACGGAGAUCCACGAGUACGCCCAGAAGGACGUGGUCAUCAUGCUGCUGGGCAAUAAGGCUGAUGUGAGCAGUGAGAGGGUUGUGAGGACGGAGGAUGGAGCAUCGCUGGCCAGGGAGUAUGGUGUGCCUUUCAUGGAGACGAGUGCCAAGACAGGCAUGAACGUGGAGCUGGCCUUCCUGGCCAUUGCCAAGGAGCUGAAGCAGCGCGCGGUACAGCCGUCGGAUGAGCCCCGCUUCCAGAUCCAUGACUACAUCGAGUCGCAGAAGAAGAAAUCCAGCUGCUGUGCCUUCGCCUGAGAGUGGCCAGGAGGAGCCGGCAGCCCCGGGGGCGCAGGCAGGCGGGAGGCAGAGCGGGGGCCCAAUCCCGCCCUCGAGCACCCGAGGGAACCAGGCUCUGACAAGCCAAACACGGACAGGACAAUAUGGCAGAGCGAAGCCUGCACAAGGAGUGCCAUCGCCCCCACACCAGCACCCCGGAGCCGGAUCCUGCUGCCCUGCGAGGCAAUGCCUGGAGCUUACUGUGUGCCACUGGGGGAAUAACUGCGCUGUGGUGGCUGCCAACCUGGCCUCCAUCACCCUAGCAGGUGAUGCCUCCAUCACCCUAGCAGGAUGCAGAAUAUGGCCCCGCGCCUGGCUGAGGGCCACUUGGAGUGGCCUCAGGGGACGUGUGUGCGCCAUGGAAGACCCCCAUGCAGCCCCUGGCCCCCUCCUCCCCUGCAGCCAUCCCAGCUCUCAGCACUGCUCUCGUUUGGCUGGAAGGGCUCAAUCCAGCCCCAUGCCUUUCUGGAGCUGCUGGACUCUGGUUUCCCUCCAGGGAUCCUCAGCUCUGCCCCGCAAGCUGCCCCAUGCCCGGGUGCAGCCAGUGCCCACGCUCGGCCGUGGCUCCUUGCUGCUGUGGUUGCUGCUGUCGGCUUUUAUCCUCCUGCUGCCAUGAGGGCAGCAACGUCCCCGCUGUGUCCCAGUUCUGCCAGAGGGAAUGGCCGGGAUGGGGAAGCAUUGGGCCAAGCCUGCUCCCUUCCCCUGCGGCUGGCGUGAGAAAUAAAGCUCCCCUGGGAAUGCCCGAGUGAUGCUUGGGGCAAUCCUAACACACAGGGCAAUUUGUAAAAACCUUUGUUUCCCCCCUCUUGUAGCCACAGGAGUUGAAGACUUUUUUUUCUUUUUUUUUUUUUUAACCUAGAAAAGACUUUUCUUUUCAAUCCCUCCAGACAAAACCAUCUCCGGCCUCGUGCAGAUUGGAGCUGGUGGGGUGGAGGUGCCCGCGGUAGCUGGGGCUGCUGUGCCUGCCGGGUGCCAGGGCGGGCUGGGUUUCUCUCCCUUCGCUGCACAUGUAAUGCAACAGUUUCUUCCUGCCACUGGCAAAUAGCAGCUGAAACCCACUCUCUGGAAAGCAGAUGCCUGAGAUGCUUCAGCCAGCAAACGCUGCUACGUUGGGCACCGGCGAGGCACAGGGUGCAAGGCUUGAGCCCCACGUUGCUGCACAUCCCCGGUGCUCAGCCUGACCCUGCUGAACCCCCAGCACACUGCCGGCUCCCCCGAGCACUACGGAGGGUGGUGAGGUGGUGGAUAUUUGGUUACGUAGCUGAAGAGCUGAUGCGGAGGGCAUGGCGCUGCUGCACGUAGGAGUUGGGGACUGUCCGGCACAUCCGUCCCCUACAGCAUCUUGCCUGGCCCUGCGCCUGAGCUGCUCAUCUCUCAACGGCCCCGCUGCCCCCUUCGCCUCUGCUCUGCUCCCAGGUCUCUCUUUGCAAGUUUACACAUUAAA
Messenger RNA from Chroicocephalus ridibundus (black-headed gull), 4079 nucleotides. It is a transcript of the gene RAB37, whose product is annotated as RAB37, member RAS oncogene family. Gene Ontology annotation, molecular function: GTPase activity; GTP binding. The record is from RefSeq and is a predicted model, not a curated record. The transcript has 8 exons. Lineage: Eukaryota; Metazoa; Chordata; Aves; Charadriiformes; Laridae. Gene Ontology annotation, biological process: regulation of exocytosis. The coding region runs from base 1667 to 2614 and encodes 315 amino acids.